Molecule: messenger RNA, 2649 nt
Organism: Plasmodium fragile
Lineage: Eukaryota; Apicomplexa; Aconoidasida; Haemosporida; Plasmodiidae
Exons: 2
Coding region: 1-2649 (882 amino acids)
Biological process (GO): proteasome-mediated ubiquitin-dependent protein catabolic process; ubiquitin recycling
Cellular component (GO): cytoplasm; nucleus
Molecular function (GO): ubiquitin binding
Source: RefSeq, a predicted model, not a curated record
AUGGAAGACAAGGAGUAUGAACUGAGAGGCGUACUGGCCGGACACACCAAAGGAGUAAGGUGCAUGUGUAUCAUUAAUAAUACCCAAUUGGACGAAUUCAAUGACUGCCAAAUCAGCUUUGAUUACAUAGUUAGUGCCGAUAUGACUGGGACAAUUAUGGUGUGGAAAAGGAACACUUGCGAGGAAAACACUAGUGGAGAAAAUUUCCCCCCCGAUGAUGAAAACCCAUACAACGAUGUAGAAACCUUUCCACUCCAUCUGAGUGAUAAUUACCAGCUUUACAAAAAAAUAGAAGUACACGAAAGAUUCGUCUACGCAAUGACACACAGUAAAUACGUAGGCAUAAGUGAGUUAAAAAAAAGCACAUAUAACGUGGAGGACCACUUAUAUGUAUACAGCGGAGGGAGUGACAAAGGUAUUUACCUCUUCAACCUAAAUGGGUACAUAGAAUUAAUGCUACAAGGACAUAAAAAUAGUGUCUCAAGUAUUGUUGAAUAUAACAAGCAUAUUUUACUAAGUGCCGACUGGAAUGGGGAAGUCAUCAUGUGGCAGAUCGUCCAACUUGGAGACGAGACUGUGGAUGGUAAAAACUGUGAAAAUCUCCCCCCCAGCAGCGGAAACGCUCAUAAAGAACAAAACACCCUCUGUGGUAACAAGUACACAUACAACAUAAUAAAAAUUUUAAGCAAUCAUAAAUAUGCCACAUAUGUUAAUUGCCUGAACGAAUUUAUUCUUACCAUUUCACAAAAUAAUAUAAUCAACGUGUGGAAUGGCGAAGGAGAAAAAACGGACGAAAUUAAAAAUAUACACAAUGACAGUGUGCGCGAUAUAGUAUUAUUUAAUGGGAAUAAAAAUGCCAUUACAUUUUCUAAUGAUGAAACUAUCAAUAUAUAUGACUCCAAUUUUAAUUUGUUAAAAAUGUACAGAGGUCACCAAGGCUUUAUCUUCUACGUGUGCGUAAAUGAAAAAGAACAAGUUAUGUACAGCUGUGGUGACGACAAGAGUAUUAAAGUGUGGUGCAUCAAAGACAUUUACGAGUUAAUGGAAAAGUAUGACAUAGACAAGGGAGCCAUCUUACAUAAACUUCCAUUAGUGAGCCACGGGAAGGACACUUCUUGCUUACAAACUAUUUACCUAACGGACACACUGUGGAGUGUCAAAGUGGUAAGCAAUGGGGACCUUGCCUGUGCAUGUAAUGAUAGCUACAUUAGGGUUUAUACUAAAAAGAGGAACCACAAAAUGAAGGAAGAUGCAAUGAAAGAGGUACUCGAAAUGUGCACUAAGCGAAGCAAGAAGGAAAAGCCAAAUGCAGAAAACCCAAAUUCUAUCGGUGGGGAAAAUAAUCCAGAAAAUAUAAUGCAUGUAGAAAAUAUAAAAAGUGUUGUAGGAAAGGAAGGAGAAGUUAAAAUUUUCAAAAAUAAAGAAAAAUAUGAAGCAUACAAAUAUGAGAACAGCGAAUGGGUACUCAUAGGCGAAGUAGUAGACGACAGCACAUCACAGAAAAAGUUUUACAUUGGAGAUAAUCUGUUCCAACAGGGCUACUAUAAUGAAGUUGUUUCAAUCGACACAGGUUAUGGAAACAUAAAACUACUUCCCUACAACGCAGGUGACAAUGUGCACGUUAUAGCGGAAAUGUUUUGCAAAAGAGAAGGCCUCUCCGCAAGCCAAAUAAAACCCAUCGUUGAUUUUAUUAACCAAAAUUAUGCGUCCAAAGGUGGAACAGGCGCCACAAACAGUUCUGUUCCUACUCAUAGUGGUAGUACCCCUUAUGGUGGGAAAAAAUUCAACACCGUUUUGAACGUUUUCACUGUGGAAAAAGCUGCCCUAGAUAAAAUUUUCCAAAAAAUACAAGAAUUUAACUCUCUCCAACCAAGUGAAGAAAAGCAGAAAAGUAAACUGUCAAAUGAACAGGUUAAUGCGCUAUCAAACAUUAUUAACCUGUACAAAAAGAAUAUAAAAAAUAUGUACAACUUCAACACUGCAGAUAUUAACCUUAUUAUGACACUUUUCAAUUGGUCUCCCACUCACAUAUUCCCCGUGAUUGACCUCUUUAGGGUUCUCGUUCUAAAUAAAAAUUGUGAUUUUCUAUACAACAAUAAGUACGCCUUCAAUGCCUUUAAGCUGGUUUACGAUUGUGUUUCUUAUUAUAUAACCAAUUCGUCCAUGUUGAAAGAAAAUGAGGAGAACAAACUGGAUUCUUUGCUUCUCUGUUGCCUUCGCUUUUAUUUGAAUAUGUUUAGCUUAUCCACCCCAAGAUUUUACAUGUACAAAAAGUUUAACUUCGUAGCGAAGCAGUUCGUAGAGCUGAAGUCCACCAAUUUUAACAUUAACUCAUUGUGUAUGAAAAUAUUUUUCAAUUAUGUUAUAACGCUCAACGAAAAUAACGAUCAAGCCAUGAGGAAAUCUGUGUUCGAAGUUUUGCACUCCAUUAAACACAAGAUAAAUGACAUCGAACUGCUCUACACCUUUGCUCUCUGCUUCCACACAUCCCACGAAAUGAAUACUAAAGAGACUAACGAAAUUUUGAAAAAGUAUGGCGCCAUUGAUUUUAUGAAGAACAAACUGGGUUCUCUCCUCCCGCACAAGAAUGAGCAGAAUGAGAAGGUGUUCAAAAACGUGGGCUCCAUUUUGGAGGACCUCUCGGCGUAG